CUCGAUCCUCUCAGCUGUUAAAACAGUAGGUAAACAAACUAGCCGAGGAGAAAGCAGCGCAAGCAGCAGGGACUUCGCAGGCUGGGCUCUCGGGGACGCUUUUGUACCUGUUUCUACUCAUUUUAUACACUUUGUAUUCGACUGUUUUCCUAAAGCACUUUUACUACUUUGAUACUCGGGCGUCGGGGUGUUUUAUUUGUGUCUGAUUUCCAGUAAACUAGCUUGGUAAAAGUGUAAGGAAAUAACCUCGAGUCUCGACGGCUCAGCAAACAGAAACAAAAACACAAAACAGGUGAAUCGUCGGAGGAUAUUCAAUGCUGCGUUUUGCGACGCGACAGCUGUCAUCGUGAUCACACAUCAGAAAAACAAAACAAAAAACGACACGCUUCUAGAGUUAAUCACACGAUGACCGCUGUGCUGAAUAUCCAGAGGUUACUGGAAGCAGCCGAAUAUAUAGAAAGGAGAGAAAGAGAGAGCGAACACGGAUACGCCUCGACCUUUCCGUCUAUUGAGCACUCCAGCUACCAGAGACAAAGGAAACUCCGAAAUAAAAAGUGCAGCGGCAACAACCACAACAGGUCCACACACAAUGAGCUAGAGAAAAAUCGGCGAGCCCACCUUCGCUUGUGUCUGGAGCGAUUGAAGACUCUCAUCCCGCUGGGACCAGACUGCAGCCGUCACACCACUCUGGGGCUGCUCAACAAGGCCAAAACACACAUAAAGAAACUGGAGGAAGCGGAGCGUAAGUCUCAGUAUCAGUUGGAGAGUUUGGAGCGAGAGCAGCGUCACCUCCAGAGGCGACUGGACCUGCUGCGGGGCGGCGGGGGCGUCCUGGAGGGCGAGAGGACACGCACUGACAGCAUAGGCUCCACCCACAGCUCCGAGAGAUCCGACCGCUCCGACUCAGACCAAGAAGAGAUGGAGGUGGACGUGGAGAGCACAGAGUUCUCUCAUGGAGAGCUGGACAGCGUCAGCACAGCCAGCACCAGCGAUCUGGACGACCACAGCAGUCUACAGAGCACUGCCAGCGAUGAGGGCUACUCCUCCUGCAGCAUCAAACUGGCCUUCAGCUCAUAAAACGAGCUCCCCUUUACACACACACACACACAAAAUAUCCCAGCCCUCGAAAUGAGUCCUGCCUCCUCGCCACCUUUCCCUCCUUGACCAAUCAGAGACUCUUAUUCAAGUCAGGUGACCAGAACACCGCCGCCCCUAUAGAAUGCCUGAUGUUUUAAGUUUAUGAAUGUAUCUGAGAGAAUAUGAAUGAGAUGGAAACAAUCUGUGAUUGUGAUUUUAAUUGGGUUUUAGAUGGUUAUAUUCCUGAAUAAGAGACCUCUCUGAUAAUUGUCAUUAUCUAUAUCCCCUUUUUCCGAAAGGAAAGCUAAGAUGUAUAAAAAUAGAUGUUUAAUUUUUAAUCCAAACCCCUGAUUGUUAAUUCUCUACAUGAAUGGGUCGUGAACUGGUCACUAAGGUCAACUAAACCCACUCAAACUGGAUCACCUGACAAGUGUAACUCCAUAUCAACACAAGAAACCCAAACCUGUUGAUUUUCUUCUCAUCCGGUCUAAUGGUCCUAACGUCGCUGCUCAACGGCGACGAGGGCUGUCAUUGGUGCUACGUGACAAAACCGGUAAAGCAGAAAGAUUACUGCAUUCAUCAAAGAUCGACGGAAAAACUAUGUUCCCAUGGCUGUGGGAAUUUUUGGUGCAUUAAACCGUGGAGCUACUUUCCACGCAGCAGCUAAAACCCAGCGAUCUUGCACUCGACCGCAUAGAGCCCUCCGUAGAACUGGCACCACGUCAGAGAAAUAUCCACCCCUGUGUUUAACUAGAUGUCUCUCCUGGCAGAAAAAAGCAAUAAACUCUUGUAGUCUGAUCAACAAAUUAGCACUCCUACUCCUGAGACACAACGCUUGUGUCUGUCCAAAAGAGCAACGCCAACUUGCUCAUUUUUUGUACAUAAAUACGAUAGUUUAAUAAAUUAAAGUUAAAAUAAAAACUUGAGUUGAAAAAAAAAAGGUAGUUACCCAUGGGUAGAAAUUGCCUCUUGCUGUAUGUCUUGUGUUUUGUGCAUUUUAAAUUAUAUUUUUGCAAAGAUUGACUAUCUUCCUCCUGAGAGUCUUUUGAGGUGGCAUGGGCAGUAUUAUUUGUUCAUUAUGCUGGAUGAAACCGAAGUAGUUUAAUUCUGUAGCUGCCCGAGGAAUUUGACGACUUUCUUUAAAACUAAACAACCAACACACUGAAGUACUUAAAAUCGGACACAAGAACGAGUGACCGCAGGCAGUGGUCGUGGACCUGUGUUUAAGGCAUGCUAACUCUGAGUGGCGCUCUUUAUUUAUUCGAUUUAGGUUUAGAAUUUUAUUCGUUUUAAAGCUGAAAGGCAUUCCACUACGUGUCGCGUGCUGUAGACGUGGAGCGGCUCAAAAUCAAACUCUUGCUUCCCGCUGUACUGUAUGUUAAACACAUUAAUUUCUUUAAUUUGUGUGAGAAGAAGCAUUCAGACUUGAUUAGCUUUCCUCAAGUAGUAUUUAUUUUCUCCCCUCGAUCCAAAAUCAGAGGAAAGGGUUAACUUAUUUCAUUCGUCAAAUCUUUGAUGGCAUUCCCUUCCCUUUUAGUUUCCCAAUUCUCUUCUAAACCCUAACCUCACUCCGUCUGAGAUUUAUUAUUUUUAUUUUAGAUUUCCUCCCCAAAUGCAGAGCUGGUUUUUUAGUGCGUUUUAAAGCCAAGUCUAAUUUGUAAACGUUCUGCUUGCAAUAAGAGCAGCGCGGACAUCUGCUAGGUGUCCCGAUCCAGCAUCAACCAAAUGCUUUUUGGCUGCUGAACGUCCCAUAUGUGUGGAGUCGUUGUACUCACCCCUGUUUAAGAGAGUUUUAUUUGGGUGUAAAUUCAUUGUUUAGAACAAACUGAGGUGCGUUGGUGCUUGAUCAACACCUGGCCAAACCUCUGCUGUCCUCCUCACAAGAGGACAUGUUGCUUUUGUCUAUCCUUUUCAUUCAUAUUGUUUUAUUGGUUUAUAAAUCUGCACUAUUUGAAGCCAGGGCCCAUAUUGAGAUGGCGGUGCUUUUUGUUUUAUUUUAUUUAAUUUAAUUUUUGAAGAGAAUGGACCGUGUCCUGUUGAGGCCACCGCGUACCGAUCCAGGCCCGAAUUCAACCACGCUUCCCAGAGAAGUGGUGCUGGUCUGGGAUCAGCUCUCAGUCGCUCCGGAGGAAAAGAAAAAUGCUAAACGGAUCCUGAAAGAAGCAUCUGUGUUUUGUCAAGAGACUCUGGGUAAAGGGUCUGUUAGAGGCGAAGCUUCUCCACUGGGAAGGAACUCGUGGCCAUUCUUUGUAAACAUGCACUCUUGAUUCUAGCUGUGAGUUAAAAUGCAAUACUUAAAAUAAACACCAACAUUGUCAAAAAAGA
Messenger RNA from Cyprinus carpio (common carp), 3402 nucleotides. Its product is annotated as max-interacting protein 1. Gene Ontology annotation, biological process: regulation of transcription by RNA polymerase II. NCBI's taxonomy places the organism in Eukaryota, Metazoa, Chordata, Actinopteri, Cypriniformes, Cyprinidae. Gene Ontology annotation, molecular function: DNA-binding transcription factor activity, RNA polymerase II-specific; protein dimerization activity; RNA polymerase II cis-regulatory region sequence-specific DNA binding. The record is from RefSeq and is a predicted model, not a curated record.